AUGGGGACACUUUCGGGCUCUGACAUCAGCCUGAAGGGAAAGAAGCUCCUGAGUAAGACAACAAAAGUCUCGCGCCAGAACUUUAUCGACGACACCCUCGCCUCCAUCGCCGGCCGCCUGUACCAGUGUUGUGAGGAGUUUACUGGAAACAAAAAGGAAGCUGAGAAAAUUGUUAAAAAUAUCAUCAAGAUUGUCGUCAAGAUCAACAUCCUGUACCGAAAUGACCAGUUCUCUCCAGAGGACCUUAAAGUGGCCAAUCAGUUACGAAACAAGUUUACAACAAUCGUCAAGACAGUCAUCAGCUUCUUUGAAGUUGACUUCACCUUUGACAAGGUAUUUCUCACUAAGAUCAUCAACGACUGCCGAAGCCUCCUGAAACAGCUGGUGGGGAAUCACUUGACAGACAAGAGUCUUGGAAGGAUAGAUCACGUCCUCGACUUCUUUGCUGAACCGGCCUUCCUGGAAGAGAUGUUCAGACCUGAUACUCCCCAUCGUCCAACACUCCAGACUAUUGUAGAUGACAUGAGCAAAGCUUUUGAUGAAGGAGGGAUCUGAAGUACAAUAUAAAGUGAGGAACAGUGUACAGUGUCUUAGUCCGAGAUUUUUUGUGCAUAGGAUGGUGAUAUUCUUACAGUACUAUAUACUGGUGUAGGCAAUGUACAAGAGGAAUAAUGUCUUUCUCAAGGAAGCCAAGUCUUGCAAAUUACUGGAACAAUCUAUGUCUCAAAUGCUGAGGUUAAAUUUAGCAUUAUCAAAAGUUUUGCAGAAAUGAAUAACUAGAUGUGGACAGUUACUAAGUACAGCAGCAUACAAUGAUGAAGGGUGUUUAUAUACAGUAUUGAUGAACUUAUGAGACAUAUUUGCUCAAAAUAUUUACCCAAGAAUUCUAUUUUCUGUUUAAAAUAAGUCUGCCUAAAACUUGAUUUUAAAAACUUUCUCUAUUAUUAUCUUUGAAAAAAUAAAUUAUCAGGAGCUGUCUUCAGAGUUCGUGAAAUUCAGGGUCAAUGUUUUAGAGGAAAAAAGACUAUGUGGUUGAUGGAAUACAAUUGAGAAAAAAAUUAAAGAAAUACAAAAUAUGGUACUGUACUGUUAUACCUCUAAUUUAAUGGGUGUUCAGUCUAAGGCAAAACUAUAUAUUUUUUAACACAUUUUGAGUGAUCUGCAUGGAAAAUUUCUGUUGUAUAUUGAAUAUACUGUACAGUAAUGCCAACCCCUCAAUGUACUGAAGCAACCAAUUGAGUAAGAUUUCUUAACCCCUUGUGCUAUCCCUCCAAGUGCAAUGAAUUAGCCCACUAAAUAAAAUACCCAAACCUCUUAAGUAUGAUGACGUAACCCUUUGAGUACAGUACUGUAUUUUGACUCGGUCCUUUGAGUACAGUGUUUUAACCCUUGUGAAUAUAAUUACAUAUUCUCUUUCAUACUCAAAGGGUUGAAAUGUUCUACAAGAUACCAACUUAUUGCAUAAUAUUAUUUUAGCUUUUGUGCAAUGAACAUUUUGAUGAUAUUUGACAGUAGAAUCUAUUGUGUCAGGGAGUCUUUAGUAGUGUUAACAACAAAUUGUAUUGUGUUUACUUGUAUGACGAAAUGGGGACCUCAAACCUGUAAUUAACAGAUCAUUAAAUAAUCCUUUUUUGCAUUCCUUAUAUGCUACUAAUGGCUGUGUUUUGUAAGUCAGGUUCAGCAUCAUGUGUAAUAGAAAUUUGGCCAUAAACAUCAGUUGGUUGCCCCAAAUUAGUGACUCAGAAUCAUGGUAAUUCCUUGAAAUGGUCCUGUGUCAACAGUCCAACACCUUUGUUAUUUUUUUCAUUGCCAUAUUGCCUUGACCCAACACCUCCCCCUACCAUAGCUAUGUAAGUUUGAGGAACUGUAUACCUUUGAUUAAAUCACUGUAUACUUUUGGUUGAACCACAGUACAGUACAGUAUACCAUUUGUGCAGAUGAAAAAUUCACCUCUUAGGCUGGUGUUGUUAAGACCACCUGUGUUUACCCAGCUGGUACUGUAUUGGCAAAGUCCUAAUCAAAGAAAAUAAGCAAAUUCAUCCACCAAAAUGUACCCCAGAAUGUACAACGACUCUCAUGUAAGUUUUUGAUGCUUCCUAUGUCUUUUCUUGGUCAUGUAUAAACUACUAACAGUGGGUGUGCUGAAUUUUUUUUUUAAGAUCAACUAGACAGAACUGUAGAAAACCACCGAGCAACUUGCUAUGUUGUGCUGGCAAAUGUGUGCUCUGACUGUUCUCUGCACACACACACACACACACCAUUAUCAUGUUCAUUAAUCAAAUAUUCUUGUGAUUGGAGCAUAAAAUAAUAUCUUCAACAGAGUUUUAACAUGAAUCAUACUGACUGUUUCCCCAUCUGAAUCUCUCUUAUCUGAAAUGGUCCAAGAAAAGAGGCACAAAUGUGAUUAUUAACAGUUGAGCUGUGGCCCAGGGUAUGUGAAAAACUUAAUCUGUUGGUUUGGUCAGAGUUGGAGUAAUUAUUAGUCUUUUUCACGGAAUUUUACGUUAUUUUGUUUAUACAUUCUAUUGGACAUCACAUAAGUCAAGAGUUUCAAAUAUAUCACUAACAUCUGCAUUAUAAACUGGUGAACUGUAGCUCUUUUACAUAGGAAUUUGUUUUAUUUUACUUGUACAUCCUCUUGGUCAAGUUCAUGAAGAGAUCACCUUCGGUCUUCAUUGUUGCUGCUAAUUCAUUCCUGGGACACCUUCAAUCAGCCCAGCUGUGGAUAGGUACCUAACUUUGAAGUUAACUAAGAAAGGCAGUGGACUGCAGCGCCAGUCCAGUCACUCUGCCUCUUUGUAAACUGGAAAUUUAGUCUUUAGUGUGCUGUGCCCAGGCUGCCACUAAUGGGGCCAUUAGGUCUAUAGGACCCACUUUCACCCUCACAUCUUCCUAAGCGUUAAAUAUGUUCCUAACUUGGUAUUGACAUUUGUGUAAAAUUUUAUGGAUAUUUUUUUCUUAAUCAUCCAGAACAGCUUCCUUUAUUAAUUAGGGAAAGCUAAAGUUUUAGACUAAUUUAUCAUAUUCAUUCUUUUAACCUUCCUUCUUGUCGUAUUUUAUUCAGUAUUUUGUAUCUUUCCAUUUCAUGUCAUUAUUCAUCUUCUUCAUGCUGUACUUUGCACUGAGUGAACAUUACACAGUUUCUUUCACAAAUUUUUAAUGAAUGUUAUUUGCAGUACAUUGUGUAUCAUGACAAAACAUAAUGAAUGAGAUUGUCUAUUUUUCAUACAGCAGUGAAUCUGCAAUAAUUGUCUUACUUUACUGUUAACUUAAAUACAUGUGUUCACUUUUAAUAACUGACCUGUCUGCUAAGCUCCAUCCACUUUUGGCAUUCCCAAAGUAUACAUAAAAUAUUAUUGGUUUCAUAUUAGUGAGUUGCUCGGUCACAUCUGCAAAUUUGGGCGUGGCUUAGUCGACAAGUUAUUUGUGUCAGAGCUUCCAAUUUGAUAUUAGAAUACUGUUAGAGUAUUAUGAGAUCUGGGCAGUACAGUACUGUACUUGUACUGUUGUUUGAUCACCUGCAGUAAUCCCUUGAGAAAGAAAACCAGUAGUAUAGUACAGUAUUGAGAAGGAUUGCUUCAUGCAUUGGUGCUCGCUGUAAGCUAUGCUAAACUACAUAUGGCACCUUUAUUCAGUACAGUAUCUCUAAACUUUGAUAUCCUUAUUGACGAAGAUUGAUAUUUUUUCUUUCUGGUUCUGAGAGGGAAAGAUUAAUCAUAUGUAUAAUACUACCAUGAAUAUCUCCGAAUAUCUCUUUAUUUAAUAAUUAGAUAUACCGUACGUUUUCUGUGUACAUUAGUGUUACAGCUGUCCCUGUCUUGGAAAUGCUCUAACGGCCUGAGUUUAGCAAUGUCCGUGAUAUGGCUUUGAUCCUCGCUAGGGAGAACUGUAACCUCUCAUUACUGUAUAUCAGUACAGUACAGUAUAAUACAACAGAAAUCCAGAUACCGGUACAUGAAAUUGAAUUACAUUAUUUGUUGUAUUUGCUAAAGUGCCGACAGAAUAAGAUAUGAUUUUUUGUGAUUUUGAAGUUGGUGUACUUUAUGAUAUAAAAAUGAAGGAUGUAUGAUACUGGUAGUGAGUAACUAUUGUGUUUAGAAAACACCUGUAUUUUAGUACUUAAGAUUUAUUUCCAGGAAUUACUUUAUUUAUUGAUGUUUUGCUUAAGUGACUGUGUCUUACAGAAAGUGAUACAUUCCCUGUGUGUGUGUGUGUGUGUGUGUGUGUGUGUGUGUGUGUGUGUGUGUGUGUGUGUCUCAUCACAGGUAAUGGUUAUUUUUGUCUUGUUUUUUUAUGGUAUAAAGAAAAAUUAUCCAUAAGAAGCAAAUGACAUUGGUUUUUUCUCAGAGUUUAUCAAUUUUUCAAGACAAAAAAUAAAAGGAUCACAGUAGAAAUAUACAGACAAAGGAAACUUAUAUUUCAUAGAGGUUUUAUCAGUUUAUCAUGGGAACUUGUGAAAGAUGCUAUUUAACCCUUUCACUGUGAUUCCAGCACUUUGUAAUUUUAUUCUGGCUUCCACCCGACAAUUUCAAUCAACUUGGGGAAACCUCCAGCAGCCAAAGGGUUAAAUCUUCUACUGUGAAAUAUUUUAAUGGUCUUUUCCCUCUACAGUUCUUCUCCUUCAUUAGAAUUGUGAUAUAUAAUAGUUACAUAUUUGUAUUCAGAGCUGUAACACAUUGGCAGUUACACAUUCACAGCUGUAACAUGUUGAUAGUUAUAUAUUCAGAACUGAAACAGAUAAUACAUACCUGUACUGUAUUCAGGACUAUAAUGUAUUUGAAAACUGCAUAUGAUACAUUACAUCAUUACCUAUACAGUAUUGUCCCUCUACACCAUUAAAAUAUCACAGUGGAAUGUUCAUACCACAUCACUGUAAAUUUUUACUGUAAUACUGUCAUUACUGUGCACCAUUUGACAAAGAUAUAAUACUGUAGUAAUAAUUUGCUCUAUUUUGUUUUCAUUUACAGGUAUGGAUUUAUAUUUUUAUCAUUCAUUGAGCUCUUAAAUUUAUUCUUUUAACAUUUAUAAACAAAACUCUUAAACUUUAUAUUUUUAUCACAUAUUGAGACAUGAAACUUUUAAAUUUGUAACUUUUAUCAUGUAUAGACACACUUAGUUCUUUAACUUUUACUACAGUAUUACUAUUUUUUGAGACAUGUAGCUUUAUUUGUAAACAUAUUCAUAGAGAUGUGAUGUUUCACUCAUAAAUAAACAAAGGUGUUGAACAACUGGCAACUGGAUGCAGCUCAUUAGCCGCUUGGACGGUCGGUCAUGUCUCUGUCACACACUGUACUGGCUCCAGGAUGUAUCUGAACCUGCACCAGUGUUGGUCAAGUCUGGUCUUGAAUGAGCUCACACUUGGUGCUGUCACAACACUCUGGCAGAUUGUUCCAAGAGUUCAAUACCCUCACUCCAAAAAAGUAGUCCACCUCCACCCUGUAUCCACUUCCAGAACACAUGCAAUUCCUCCAAACAUCCACCUCAGCCAAAAAUUAACCACAAAGUGGAUGCUACACUCCAGAAUACUUUUCAGGGGAGAAUAAUAAACUAGACAGUAUCUAACUGUAUUCAAAUAAAUGAAAGGGUUACAAAAAUGAGUGAAGACAUAACCUAUCUACAGUAUAUCUAAAUCCAAAAUAAUCACAAAAGAGUUUCAGUAUCAGGUACAGCUGUAAAUGUAUCAAUAUGCAAAACAGUUCAAGAGACAGUACUCACCUGUAUAUGAAAUAUUCACCAAAAAAUUACAAGAUGUCAAAAAUGAAUAUAUUCUCACCUUGUCUGAAUAUUCCACUUCGAACGAUAUGCUGAAGAAUGCAAAGUAAACUUGUCUUAGAAGGCCAGACAUAUACCCCCUGUAUGUUAUAUAAAAUUAACCAUAUUUAUAAAUCAUUUUGCAGUGAAGCUGUACAGUUUUUAAUCACUGUUUCUGGUGAUAUGUUAACAUUCUUAAAAAGUUCAGUAAGGUUCUGAUCAAUAAGGAGUUUGAAUAGUUCUCUGUACAUUGCUAGCAUUGUUUCUCUGCUCUAAUUCUAAAGAGUAAAUUUAAUUAAUAUCUGUGUAUUCUUAAAAAACUAAAGGUGAGUUUUUGACAAGUCAAAUAAUUAUAAAAAUGUGUUCAUGUUCUUAAAAAAAAGAUUACUAUAUGAGAUUCUUAUCAUGGAGAAUUAUGUUGAGUGAUGUUUGGCAUAAUAUCUUGAGAGUUGUUUAUACUGUACAGUAUAUUACUAAGGAAAACCACUAUACUGUAUAAGGUUCUUAUCAGGAGAAUAAGUUUGUGUAAUAUUUCACAUACUUUCUUGAUAUGACUCUGAAGAUCAAAUCAAGCUGAAGGAUUUUGAGAUACUGUAUGUUAAAUAGUUAUGUGUACAGUACUGUACAUAGAGAUUUGACAAUUCAAUCAAAGGUACGAGGAAGUAAAUGUGUUGCAUUUCAAGUGUAUGCUAAGUUGUACAGCAUAUCAGGUGUGAAAGUGUUGUUGUCAGGUUUAUGUGCAUUGUUUUACCUCUAGUAUGUGUGUGUUGCUGGACUUCAUGUGUGUGUGUGUGUGUAAGUGUACUUCAGGUUUGUAUUAGUGUACUUCAGGUUUGUAUAAGUGCAUUUCAUGGGGGGCUGUACUUUUAUAAGAGAGAGAAUGUGUUGUACAAAGUCUUAUUAUUGUGUCUAUAGCAUACAGAUAUAAAUAUAUAUAUUUUCAGUGUCUAGAAUGGUCCUUUUUGCCAGUUUUGUAUAUGUAUAUAUAUAUAUAUAUAUGUCACGCUAAAUAGGGAUACUGUAAUUUCCAUUAAAUCUUAAACCCAUGUGUUUUGUGGACUAGCAUUUACAGGAUGGUCUACAUGAGGACUAGCAUUAACAAAACAAGAUGUUGUGUUGUCCAACUAACGUUAGUUUGCAGAAAAAUAAAAUACAUAUAUAUAUAUAAAGCAAAA
Messenger RNA from Homarus americanus (American lobster), 6926 nucleotides. It is a transcript of the gene sigmar, whose product is annotated as tumor necrosis factor alpha-induced protein 8-like protein. The record is from RefSeq and is a predicted model, not a curated record. NCBI's taxonomy places the organism in Eukaryota, Metazoa, Arthropoda, Malacostraca, Decapoda, Nephropidae. Gene Ontology annotation, biological process: regulation of apoptotic process. Gene Ontology annotation, cellular component: cytoplasm.